Messenger RNA from Eruca vesicaria subsp. sativa (arugula), 1398 nucleotides. NCBI's taxonomy places the organism in Eukaryota, Viridiplantae, Streptophyta, Magnoliopsida, Brassicales, Brassicaceae. The record is from the annotation of a GenBank genome assembly.
CUCUUUCUUCUCUCUCUAGAUUUUGCUCAUGAACUUAUCUUAAGUUUUCACUCUCCCAAAACCAAACAAAUAAAACAAAACACAACAUGGGUCUCACUUCUCUUCAAGUUUGCAUGGAUUCUGACUGGCUCCAGGAAGCUGAGUCAUCAGGAGGAAGCAUGUUAGACUCUACAACGACUUCUCCAUCAGCAGCCGACAUACUAGCUGCUUGCAGCACUCGACCACAAGCCUCGGCCAUGGCUGUAGCCGCUGCUGCUCUGAUGGACGGUGGAAGGAGGCUGCGUCCACCUCACGACCAUCCUCAGAAGUGUCCUCGCUGCGAGUCAGCACAUACUAAGUUUUGUUACUACAAUAACUACAGCCUCUCUCAGCCUCGUUACUUCUGCAAAACAUGUCGCCGUUACUGGACCAAAGGCGGCACUCUAAGGAACAUUCCGGUCGGUGGUGGCUGCCGGAAAAACAAGAAACCCUCUUCCUCUAAUUCUUCAUCAUCCACUUCUUCCGGGAAAAAGCCGUCCAACAUUGUUACCACUAAUACCCAUGACCUAAUGGCUUUACCACAUUCUCAUCAGAAUUACCAAACUACCCCUCUCGGGCUUUCACAUUUUGGUGGGAAUGGGAUGAUGGGGUCUUCUUACACAGGUCUUGGUGAUCAUAGUAACGUUGGUUUCUUGGAGAGCAAGUAUGGCGGUUUGCUUUCACCGAGCCCUAGACCUAUUGCUUUUUUGGACAGUAAGUUUGAUCUCAUGGGAGUGAACAAUAACAAUCUGGUCAUGGUUGAUCAUGGAAGUAACGGUGAUCAUUAUAAUCAUCACAUGGGUCUAAAUCACGGAUUAGGUCUUAACAACAACAACAAUGAUGAUGGUGGUGGUCUCAUGGAUAUCUCUACAAGCCAGAGACUUAUGCUAGCUAAUUAUGACCAUCAUCAUUAUACUCAUCAUGAAGAUAAUCAAAGGGUAACAUCAAUAACGGACGUGAAGCCAAGUCCAAGGCUUUUAUCGCUUGAUUGGCAACAAGGUCAAGGCUACUCUGAUUGUAGCGGAGGAAAAUCUGAUGGCGGUGGAUACGUAGGUGGCGGUUAUAUCAACGGCUUAGGUUCGACGUGGAAUGGUUUGAUGAAUGGCUAUGGAUCUUCCACUAAAACAAACUCCAUGGUUUAAUAAAUUAAUAUCAGAACUUUAUUUCUUGUCGCUAUCAACUACUAGUAGAGACGCAAUUAAAUUAGUAUAUGGGUUGGUUUGAUUAGCAAGUUUUACUUUCGUAAUUCAUUGCUGAUUACGAGAGUAAUCUUAAUUAGGGAGUUGAGUUAUAUUUUUCGUCUUGUGUGUGGUCGUGUGGUUGAGGACCUUGCUGUGUAAUGUUUAUUUAUAUAAAACUAGAUUCCAUUCUAUAUUUUAA